Molecule: messenger RNA, 984 nt
Organism: Chaetomium fimeti
Lineage: Eukaryota; Fungi; Ascomycota; Sordariomycetes; Sordariales; Chaetomiaceae
Product: HPP family-domain-containing protein
Exons: 2
Coding region: 1-984 (327 amino acids)
Source: RefSeq, a predicted model, not a curated record
AUGAUACCGCCCAACCAGGCCCGCGGGGGGCCAUCCCGGUGGCACUUCGACAUCGACAAGCACAUCAACCCCUUCUUCCCGCCGUCCGCUCUGCCCUUGAUGCCCGCCCCCAUCGCCCACUUCCUCGGGUACCGCACCCACCCGCCGGCGCACCCGUUGGGCAACCUGGCCAUGAUCUUCUGGGCCGUCAUCGGCGUGUUUUCCAGCCUGGCCAUCAUCGGCGCCGUUGCGCUAGCCGUGCCGUCCUUCCAGGCCCAGGGCGUGCCCACCAUCAUCGGGAGUUUUGGCGCGGCCGCCGUCCUCGACUUCUACGCCAUCGAAUCCCCGCUCGCCCAGCCCCGCAACGCCAUCCUCGGCCAAGCCGUCUCCGCCCUCACCGGCAUCGCCAUCUGCAAGCUCCUCGCCUUAUCCCCGCACUUCGAAGCCAUCCGGUGGCUGGGCGCGUCCCUCGCCUGCGCGUGUGCCACCGCGCUCAUGGCGCUCACGGGCACGGUGCACCCGCCGGCGGGCGCGACGGCGCUGAUGGCGGUGCUGGAUCCGCGGCUGGCGGAUCUGGGGUGGUUUUUGUUCUUGCCGUUGUUGUUGGGGUGUUGUCUGAUGGUGGCGGUGGCGAUGCUGGUGAAUAAUGUGCAAAGGCGGUUUCCGUAUUAUUGGUGGAGUCCGAAUGAGACGGGGGGGUAUUGGCGGCGGCGGCGGCAGGAAGGGGGUGGUUGUGGGCAAGGGGGGUGUGGGGAGGGGGGUGCUGCUGGGGAGAAGGGUGGCGGGGUGGUACACGGCCAGGGGAAGCCGCGGGAUGAGGAGUCGAGUGGGAGUUCCUCUGGCGGUGAGCCGGAGGUGGGUGGGGAGUUGAUGCAGACGGUGUCGGUGAUGAGUGGGCGUGGUGGGGAGAUUGUGAUCCGGCGUGGACGGGUGCAGAUACCGGACGGGUUGAGCCUUAGACCAGAGGAGGUUUUGUCGCUGGAGAUGCUUAGUGAGAGGUUGUGA